Molecule: messenger RNA, 720 nt
Organism: Vicia faba (fava bean)
Lineage: Eukaryota; Viridiplantae; Streptophyta; Magnoliopsida; Fabales; Fabaceae
Source: the annotation of a GenBank genome assembly
AUGUCGCCCACAAGACAAACCAACAACAAUACGAUGAUGAGUCCAAACGUUGUUGUUCCGAACCAUAGUAGUAAGAUUUUUGUCGGAGGAUUGGCUUGGAAAACCAAAACAGACACACUGAAAAGCCAUUUUGAUCAGUUUGGUGAGAUUCUUGAAGCUGUUGUCAUCAUUGACAGAGCCACCGGAAAAUCAAAAGGAUAUGGCUUUGUUACUUUUAAGGAUCCAAAUUCUGCUAUAAUAGCUUGUCAGAAUCCUAAUCCCGUGAUUGAUGGAAGAAGAACUAAUUGUAAUCUUGCAACUCAAAAAUCCAAUCCAUCAUCAUCAAUAGGAAGAAGGAAUCUCAAUAGUCCUUCAUGGAACAAUGCACCAUUACAAUUUUCAAGCUCCUCUAAUUAUUAUUAUUAUUAUAAUCAACUACCUCAAUAUCCAUAUCCUUAUCCAGUUUACAGGUACCCUUACCCUGGAUAUCUUCGCCCACAAGACAUUUAUGGCAUGAACUAUCUUAAUGUACAUGGUGGACCACAAUUUCCAGUUCCUCCGUUGUAUCCAGAUCCACUAUGUUACCAACCAUUUUAUGGGCAUAGUAAGCAUUUAGUUUCAACAUCAUAUGGGAAAAAGACACAUUUCCCUGGACCUAUUACUAGCACUGGAGUAGUCACAGAAAUAGGAGCUGCAACAAGAGUGGUGGAAUCUCCCAAAGAUCAAACAUCUUCAAAUUAA